AUGAUCCGUUACAGAGGACAUCAUUAUAGUUUUAGAAAGAGGGAUAGUAACGAAUACAGGAAGAGAUGGGUUUGUACUAAUUCACAUGGAGGGUGUAACGCCUCCCUUAUCACAAUAGAUGAUGUAAUCGUUAAAAUUGAUCAACUAACAUUUGUUAUUUCACGGAAGGGCAACAAAAUGAUCCGUUACAGAGGACAUCAUUAUAGUUUUAGAAAGUCGGAUAGUACCGAAUACAGGAAGAGAUGGGUUUGUACUAAUCAACGUGGAGGAUGUAACGCCUCCCUUAUCACAAUAGAUGAUGUAAUCGUUAAAAUUCGAACAGUCAGUUUUGUGCUAUCUCGUAAAGGCAAUUUAAUGGCUCAGUGUCUAGGAUAUAAUUUCAGCCUGGACAAGUAUCAUAGCGUGGGAGUCAAGAAAAGAUGGAUUUGUACUAAGACUCAUUAUGGCUGCAAAGCAUACCUUAUCACAAUAGAAGAAGAAGUUGUUAAAAUGGGAAACGCCCACUCACAUUAA
Pieris macdunnoughi is the source of this 513-nucleotide messenger RNA. The record is from the annotation of a GenBank genome assembly. NCBI's taxonomy places the organism in Eukaryota, Metazoa, Arthropoda, Insecta, Lepidoptera, Pieridae.